Molecule: messenger RNA, 5384 nt
Organism: Phyllopteryx taeniolatus (common seadragon)
Lineage: Eukaryota; Metazoa; Chordata; Actinopteri; Syngnathiformes; Syngnathidae
Gene: camk1b
Product: calcium/calmodulin-dependent protein kinase Ib
Exons: 10
Coding region: 2141-3013 (290 amino acids)
Biological process (GO): peptidyl-serine phosphorylation
Cellular component (GO): intracellular anatomical structure
Molecular function (GO): calmodulin binding; calcium/calmodulin-dependent protein kinase activity; ATP binding
Source: RefSeq, a predicted model, not a curated record
UGAACAUUGCAAACUUGCCUUUAAACAAAUUGGUCCAGCAUGCACACAAUUCAAAAAGUUUCUUGAAAUAAACUAAAAUAAAGAGGCGUUUAUGAAUUGAUCACCCAUUUGUGUGAUGUGCUGGUUUCUGGGGGAAGACAUGGCAACACCUUUCUCUAAUUUGCUGACUUGUGCACUCUGAUGCCCUGUGAGAGCCAUAGGUGCUGACCGGUUCAGCAAAUGACUCACCAACCUAUCUUUCUCCCUCUCUCCUCCAGUCACCGUGGCCAAUGUCAGCAUAACUCGUCCACACAAGCACAUAAAACAGCUGUACACAAACAUACCGCGUUUAAAUGCGAACGUGGGUGUGGAUGUGCACAAUGGAGCUCGUGCACGCACGCUCCGAGCGCUGGGCGCCUUUAAUCAGGCAUUCAUCCUUCAUGGGGUCCAUCAAUCCUUCUGCGCUCAGCUAAGCAGAUGAAUGAAGCCUCAUUGUUCGAGUCAGCACUGUAAUCCAGCGUGAGUUUAGACUGGUGCAUACCUACAGUGUGCUUCACGACAACUAGACACACACAGUGUAAUAUUAGAACAUUAUGUUAGCACAUUGAUCAUACACAGUAUCACUGACCAAUAAGUAGGAUUUCCUGAUUUUGUUUUUGCCACUGGGAUCCUUCAAGAGUUGUAUAAUGCAUUUCGCUUUUAAGCUAUUAUCAUUAGCAAAAGUUGUAAAUUUACUGACUCAAUGAACAGGGUGAAAUUGUUGAAUAUUAGAAUAUUGUUGAAUAUUACUGCAAUUGGCUGGCAACCAGUUCAGGGUGUACCCCGCCUCAUGCCCGAUGAUGGCUGGGAUAGGCUCGAGCACGUCCGCGACCCUAGUGAGGAGAAGCGGAUCAGAAUGGAUGGAUGGAUGUUGAAUAUUACACAGAACAAACAGCUUAAGGCAAAACUAGAAUGCCACUCAGUAAAACACCGAACUCCAGCAAAAUGUGCAGGAUAUUCUCCACACAGAGAAAUUAUCAUUAGCAAAUGUUGUAAAUGUAUUCCUCAAAUGACCAGGGUGAAAUUGUUGAAUAUUCCAAUAUUGUUGAAUAUUAGACACACCAUUAGACAGAUCAGUUGAGCACAGAACUUCACCAGUGUGAAACUCACACGAUUCCUGUAUAUACAGUAUGUACUGUUUAUAUACAGUAUAUGUUCAUAUACUGUACAUUGUACAUUUGAUUGACUUCGCUGCAGACAGCGUGGGAUCAGUUCCCACUGAAUGACAGUGUGAAUGGAAGAGUGAAUGGUUGUCUAAUGAUAAUAUGACUAAAAAAUUAACCUGAUGAAGUACAUGAUCUGGGGUUGUUAUUUUGAUAACAUGGGCAUUAUUCUCCUCAUUACAAACCAGUGAAUUUGUCUUCUAAUGGAGAAAUGAAUGCACAUAAAGGAUUUUCUUUUCUUUUAAAUGGAGCAAAGGUUAUACUUAAAGUAAUGUCCAGGGCACACAGGUCAGGCAGGGAAGCACAAUCCUAUAACAGUAUAUAGAGUAUAUUGGGUGAGUCAUCACCUCUCUGCUGUCACUGCACCAGCAACUGUCAGAGCAUCAAAGCUGAGAGUUCAGCCAAUUAACGAGUAACAUUCCACAACGUACACAAUGCAUUCUCUCCAAGAGUACAUUUCCAUUAGACUCAGCUGAGUAUGGCUUGGGGGUCACAUAUAGUAACAUAUUUUUACCAAUGCAUUUAACAGUUUUUUCAUCCAUCCAUCCAUUUUCUGUACCGCUUCUCCUCACUAGGGUCGCGGGCGUGCUGGAUCCUAUCCCAGCUAUCUUCGGGCGGGAGGCGGGGUACAAACCUGAAAUGGUCGCCAGCCAAUCGCAGGGCACAUAGAAACAAACAAUCAUUCACACUCACAUUCACACCUACGGGCAAUUUGGAGUCUUCAAUUAACCUCCAAGGCAUGUUUCUGGGAUGUGGGAGGAAACCGGAGCACCUGGAGAAAAACCACGCAGGCACGGGGAGAACAUGCAGACUCCACACAGGCAAGGCGGGGAUUUGAACCCCAGUCCUCAGAACUGGGAGGCAAAUGUGCUAACCAGUUGCCAUUUAACAGGAUUAAACAUGCCAACAUUGUGACUCUGGAAGAAAUAUUUGAGAGUAAAUCGCACCUCUACCUUGUCAUGCAACUGGUAUCUGGUGGGGAAUUGUUUGACCGCAUCAUCGAGAAGGGCUUCUACACAGAGAAAGAUGCCAGUAAGCUCAUUCAUCAGAUUCUGGAUGCUGUCAGAUAUCUCCAUGACAUGGGAAUCGUGCACCGAGACCUCAAGCCAGAAAAUCUGCUCUACUACAGCAUGGACGAAGACUCCAAAAUCAUGAUCAGCGACUUUGGUCUGUCUAAAAUCGAGGGCUCGGGCAGCGUGAUGUCCACAGCGUGUGGGACUCCCGGGUAUGUCGCCCCUGAGGUUCUCGCUCAGAAACCCUACAGUAAAGCAGUGGACUGCUGGUCCAUUGGAGUCAUAGCAUACAUUCUGUUGUGCGGUUACCCUCCAUUUUAUGACGAGAACGACGCCAAACUGUUUGAGCAGAUCCUGAAAGCAGAAUACGAGUUUGAUUCGCCAUACUGGGAUGAUAUCUCGGAUUCAGCGAAAGACUUCAUUGUCCAUCUGAUGGAGAAAGACCCCAAUGUACGUUACACCUGCGAGCAGGCCCUGCAGCACCCAUGGAUUGCUGGAGAUACUGCUCUGGACAAGAACAUCCAUGAGUCUGUCAGUGCGCAGAUCAAGAAGAACUUUGCCAAAAGCAAAUGGAAGCAAGCCUUCAACGCUACAGCGGUGGUCCGCCACAUGAGGCGUCUUCAGCUGGGCACCAACCACGAAGGACCCAACCAAGCGACCCUGACGAGCCCGUGCCGAGCUCACCUGCUGAUCCCGGGAGAGGACCCUCAACACGCAGAGUCUUACGGGGAGGCGGGUUGCUCCCAGACACAGGACGGGGAUGGCGUGGACCCUCUGUCCAACUGUACCUACCGCUGCCACCCAGCUAGCCGGGUGUGAUCCCUGAGCUGAUGCACUGCUUUGUCGACCCCAGUGAUUUUUUUCCCCAUUUUUAAACCCCCUGGUGAAAGCGGAGGUAGCGACUCCCUCACACCCCCUCAUGUCUGGUUUGGAAUGAGGCGUCAUUCUAUCCCCUCGCCUGCAGGGGGAGCAAGUCUGUGAAGUCUGGGAAAGAAGGAGAUUGAAAUUCAGAUUCAGAAAAAUAGGGAAGUGGUGAUUGGUGAUUAUGAUGACUAGUUGUCCGAUUAGACGGGUAGUUUGUCCUCACAGAAUAAAGAGUGAAGUUCGGAGGAUUGUUUAUUUCCAAAGCGGGAAAGAGCUGAGACUAUGAUUUUGACACAGCCUGUGUUUGCUGUUGUUGCUACUUGUUUUGUGUUAUUUGUGCAUGAUCAGACGAGAGAGUUCCCGAGCAUGUUUUAUCUUUUUAAAUAUGCCCUCUUUCAAUUGUUGCGGAGGAGGGAGUGUCAUAAGCAAAGCCUUCCCGAGAUCUUUUUGCAGUCUUUUGAAUGUAACAGAGUCCAAUCUAUUAGUACUGCAAAGUCAACACAGAUCUGUCUAUAAAGGGAUGCUUUUAGACUAUCUGUGGCCUUUAUGCAAAACUCCAUCCAUUCCAAUGUAGCUUUUUAUGAGAUGGUAUAUCCUGUAUAUGGUGUUUCCAUGCAGCUGCGGAAAAGGCUUCUCCUUCGCUUCGUUCAACCUCUUGAACCACAUGAGCACAGGGAUCUUAUCUUUGUCUAUGGUGCCUUUAGGGUUUACAGUAUGAUGGGUUUAUUUUGGGUGGGAGCUUCUCAAGAGUGUCUAUUUGGACAAUCCGUUAAUGUUUUAUAUUUAUCGCAUUUUGUAGCUUUUAUAUGUUUUGUUUCCCUCUAGAUUAGUGAAGAAUAUGUUGGUUUUACCAUCUUUUUUUAAAAAUAAAUCUAGCCAAAUUGUAAUUAGACAGGUUUAAUGUUACACAAGCCUGAAGAUAAAGUAUAUAUGAAUGGAUGCAAAAAAUAUACAUAAAUAUAUGCAUCUAACAAUGUGUAGUGUAGUCAUACAUCAUUUGUUUUCCCCUAGUACAUUAUUUUACAGGCAUCCUUUAAAAAGAACUUCAUCAAAGAAUGUCAAUAUGCAUCAUUCUCUCACCACUCUCCUGUCAUGUCUGUGGUUAAGUACUGAAUGAGCUUCUUUUUGUGUUGAUAGCAGAGAGGAGCUUUAAUGCACAUGAUUCUGCAUUGUGAUUCCAUACACGAUUUUCAAACACACCUAAAUUAUACAUCUGAUGUGGUAGUGUGCAAAUCCGUUGUGAGUAGUUGCCGUGAGGUAAGCGCUGGAGACAUCAAGCCAAAAACCCUCCAGAUAAAAAGAAAAAAAAGCAAAAAAAAAGACAAAAAAAAAAAAAGAAAAAACUUAAUGGUGUCGCUUCAAAUGAAAAUGUUUAGGCUUUGUUCAGUCAGAUCAUGUGGUUGUGCUUUUGGACAGUAAUGUAAGAUGUCGACUGUAUUUUACAGAGUUUCCAAGUCUGAAUUGUUCGGAUAACAUGGCGUACGAUUCUGUAGCUCCCAAAAGUACUCAAAUUGUCGAUGGAUGUUUACUUGUUUGACUAUGGGGAAAUUUAACCAAGUAAUCAAUUAAAUGUUUAGAAAAUUUUACUCCGAAUGUUGGUAGUGUUUUUUUUUUGUUUUUUUUUGUUUUGUUUGUUUUUUGCAGGAUGAUCCUCAGCACAUGUUGUCACUCUUCAGACCACAAACUCGUUGAGACUGAAUCAACAGCAAUUAUGGCCUCUGCUGUUACUCCAUUUUGACUCAACUGUUUCAAUUUCAGUUGAGUCAGUUUCAAACCAAAUUCUUAACAAUGAAUUAAUUCACUGAUUAUUUUGGACAUUAUCAGAAGCCUAAAAUGUAUAUUUUAUGACCAUAUGAUGUCCCCUUGUUGUAAAGUGGACCAAAACUUCCUAAAAAUGGAAAGAAAAUCAAACAUUCCUGGUCAAUGAAGUAAAUGAUGAUGACAUGCAUAACCAUAUAGCCAUUACCUCACCACUGAACUCGUGGUAGGAUAUUUUCUUUUUUCUUUCUUUUUUUUUUGUGGGGGGAUACAUACAACAGGGUUGGAAAUACACAAUGUUAUUUCAACUAUUUCUGCUUUUAAUUACAGAAUUAGAAAUGCUCUUCAUUGGGAUAAAGGGAACAUGUUAGUGUGAAGGCUCUCUUCUUUCUUCUCGUUCACUCUUUUUGCUUGUCAAGAUGGAUUUGUCGUGCAAAUGAGUGUUUUUAACCACGAAAAUGUCUUUUUUAAACAGUAUUUUAAACUGUACACAAAGAUGCAAUGCGUCAUGGGCUGUGGAAAAGUGGCUGUAAGUGAAACAUACAUUAAACUCCUUGUCUAUGCAGUA